Molecule: messenger RNA, 1206 nt
Organism: Penicillium bovifimosum
Lineage: Eukaryota; Fungi; Ascomycota; Eurotiomycetes; Eurotiales; Aspergillaceae
Exons: 1
Coding region: 1-1206 (401 amino acids)
Source: RefSeq, a predicted model, not a curated record
AUGACACUGGUCACUGCACAACAAACACAGCACAGCACGUCGAUCCCCCGCCCGUCGAUGGAUGAGGUCUUAGUGCCAGGAUUGAUGGCCCGGGCACUAGAUCAACAAUACCGAAAAGGCUUUUGUGAUUUUGUGGAUACAGUAUUCCCCAACAUAUAUUACAGCUACAGCACCCGUGUGGAACUUCCCUGGUUCGAUAUCGUUCAUGGUGAGCAAUGCACGGGAAAAGCGUUGGACUGGGGAGUUCGUAGCUUGGGGGCCUUCCAGCUGGGAAAAGCAAGUGGCAAGCAAGAACAGAUCCUUACCAGCCAAGAGAUGUAUGGCCGCGGGUUACGCCAUCUAGUUCAAAGCCUCAAGAGCUCUGCCGCUGCUAGCACAGAUGCUACCCUUGGGGCCGCAAUCCUCUUGGGCGUCUAUGAGCUGAUGAAUGCGACAGCGGAUAAGUCAUGGUUGUUGCAUUCGCGUGGGAUAUCUCAUCUCUUCCAGCUGAGGGGCGCAAAGGGCCAUACGAGGGGGUUUGGCCGUACCCUUCUUCUAUCGUUCCGGGGACUCCUAGUGUUCGAGGCAUUCACUCGAGGCGAGCCAUGCUUCUUGGAGACCGAGGAGUGGAGGUCAAUUCUUCCACAGGUCCUGGAGGACGAAGAGCGACGCGGCAGGAGCUGUCGGCUGGGUCAGCUGAUGGACUUUGCAUUCAAUGAGAUAGCACAGUGUCCUGGAUAUCUUGUCAAGACGAAAGUUCUGGUGGGCUCCUCGCGAGCCGCUGAAGCAGAGAGAGAGAAUCUGAUAUGCGCAGUCAACAAGAGUCGAGAGAUUCUGAGCGACGUGGAGACCCAAAUGCUGGCAGGCAUAAAGGCCGACCUCGAAGGGAAUGAAAAAGAGAGUCGGGAAUUCUUUGGGUUAAUACCCAGUUGGAUCAAGGACGACUCGGUAAGAUUCUCAGUUGAGGGUGUUCGCUCAGGGCUCGCGCUUCUCCGACAGUUAUCUGUUGUUCUGUCGGCCGAUCAAACCAGACAGAAAUCAGUAUCGCCGUGGUUGACACUCGGCCCCAAUCAUAAUGAGUGGGAGGUCGUAAAGGAUACCGACCAACUCGCUCGUCUAACCCAAGAGAGGUCUCGACUGCACCUAAUGGGCCCACGUCAACAGAGCAGCGGAAAGCUUUGGCAUGAUCGAAUUGCGUUAUCAAUGGGAAUGCCAGAAAAGGGUUGA